This is a messenger RNA of Eptesicus fuscus (big brown bat), 2195 nucleotides long. It is a transcript of the gene ENTPD1, whose product is annotated as ectonucleoside triphosphate diphosphohydrolase 1. Gene Ontology annotation, biological process: nucleoside diphosphate catabolic process. Gene Ontology annotation, cellular component: plasma membrane. The record is from RefSeq and is a predicted model, not a curated record. The transcript is spliced from 11 exons. Gene Ontology annotation, molecular function: UDP phosphatase activity; GDP phosphatase activity. NCBI's taxonomy places the organism in Eukaryota, Metazoa, Chordata, Mammalia, Chiroptera, Vespertilionidae. Bases 327 to 1787 code for a protein of 486 amino acids.
CACGAGCCCGAGGGUCUGUUAUAUCUCUGUUCCUUGAGAGUACCUCUCUCACUGAGACCGACCACAGCAAGCAGAGGCUGAAAAAAAAAAAAAAAAAAAGAGCAAAGAGGAAGAACACAAAAGCUGCCAGUUAUGGAAGAUGUAAAGGAGCGAGUGGAAGGAAGAAAGGGAGGGAGAGAGAGAGAGUUAAUGAAAGAGAGAAACAUCAAUGUGAGGGAGACUCAUCCACUGGUUGUCUCCUGCAUGUGCCCGACUGCAACCCAGAUUCUAGACUGAAGAGAUUUUGUACCAGAAAUAUAGUUAUCAUCCUUGGCUUCUCCUGUCUCAUGGCUGUGAUUGCUUUGAUCGCUGUGGGGCUGACCCAGAACCAAUCAUUGCCACAAAAUGUUAAGUAUGGGAUUGUGCUGGAUGCAGGCUCUUCUCAUACGACUUUGUACAUCUAUAUGUGGCCGGCAGAAAAGGAGAAUGACACAGGGGUGGUGACUCAGAUAGGAGAGUGCAUGGUACAAGGUCCUGGAAUCUCAAAAUUUGCUCAUAAAAUACAUGAGUUAAACUCUUAUCUGUCUGACUGCAUGCAAAAAGCCAAGGAAUUAAUUCCACUCGCCCAGCACAGACAGACACCUGUUUACCUGGGAGCUACGGCAGGCAUGAGGUUGCUCAGACUUGAAAAUGAAUACUUGGCAGAUGAAGUCCUGGACGAGUUGACAGAGAUCCUCAGAGGCUUCCCCUUUGACUUCCAGGGGGCCAGAAUCAUCUCUGGCAAAGAGGAAGGUGCCUAUGGCUGGAUUACUAUCAACUACCUGCUGGGGAAAUUCACUAAGAAACUGAGAUGGCUCUACCCGUUGGGAAAUGAAAGCAAUAGUGAGGAAACAUAUGGAGCUUUGGACCUUGGGGGAGCCUCUACACAAAUCACUUUUGUGCUCAGAAACCAGACAAUUGAGUCUCCAGAUAAUGCUCUGUACUUUCGUCUGUAUGGCAAGGACUACAAUGUGUACACCAACAGCUUCUUGUGCUACGGGAAGGAUCAAGCGCUCUUGAAGAAACUAAUCAAGGACAGUCAGGUUUCAAAUGGAACCAUCAGUGACCCGUGUUUCAACCGUGGAUACAGCAGGAUAAUGAACAUAAGUGAUCUUACCAGCAGCCCCUGCACCAAGAAAGAUAAGCCGACUCUUCCAUUCCCCAAGUUGCAAAUCCACGGCACUGGAAACUAUCAGCAAUGCCAGAAACUUGUCCUUAAACUCUUCGACAACAGUGACUGCCCUUACUCCCACUGUGCCUUCGAUAAAAUUUUCUUGCCCUUGCCACAACCUGAUGAACAUUUUGGGGCAUUUUCAGCUUAUUACUAUGUGAUGAAUUUUUUAAAUCUCACAUCAGAUGAAUCCCUCACCCAGGAAGAGAUAACUGACGCGAUGGAAAAGUUCUGCUCUCAGCCUUGGAAAGAUCUGAAGAUACAUUUUGGUAAUGUGAAGGAGAAGUACCUGAGUGAAUACUGCUUUUCCGGAACCUACAUUAUCACUCUCCUUCAGGGGGGCUAUCAUUUCACACCUGAUUUCUGGAAGAAUAUUCAUUUCAUGGAGGAGAUCCGGCACACUGACGUGGGAUGGACUUUGGGCUACAUGCUGAACCUGACCAACAUGAUCCCAGCUGAGCAGCCGGUGUCCUCACCUCUCCCCCAUUCCACUUAUGUCUCCCUCAUGGUCCUCUUCUCCCUGAUCCUGGUCGCAGUGAUUUUCAUAGGCUUGCUCAUCUUUCACAAGCCUUCAUAUUUCCAGAAAGACAGGGUAUAGCAGGAGCAGCUGAAAUCUGCUGGCUGGAGUGAGGAAAAAAAACUUGUCCAGGAAGCACUUUCCUCUGCAGUGGUGUCCAAGGUCACCCUUCCUUGCUCACCAAGGCCAGUUUUGACCUGUAUGAAGCUUUUCUGGCUUUGCUGAAGUCUUUCCUUGGAAAGUAUUCGCCACCUUCUGCCUCAAGAACUUCCCGACGGAUAUUGUCUGUUUUGUGAGUCUUUCCCAAACCUUCUCCUCCCUUUUCUUUUUUGUGCUCUGUGUUCGUGUAGGUCUUAAAAACCUGCCAUCUUUCGUGAUCAUUGCUUUAGAAAAGAAUAAUAUUGGUUUUAUCCAGAAGAAGAGAGUCCUGAAUCCUGUGCUGAAAACUUGUGCUGGCUAAAAAAACUAUUUCACUGUAAUCUUACAGAA